AUGGCAUUGUCGCUGGAAGAAUUCAUCCACUCCCUUGACCUCAGGACCCUCCCCAGGGUCCUAGAAGUCCAGUCAGGCUUCUAUUUUGAAGGUUCUAUUUAUGAAAUGUUUGGAAAUGAAUGCUGUUUGUCAACAGGAGAAGUGAUUAAAAUUACUGGCCUCAAAAUUAAGAAGAUCAUAGCUGAAAUUUGUGAGCACAUUGAAGGUUGUGAGGCUCCACAACCAUUUGAACUGCCUAUGAAUUUUCCAGGUCUUUUUAAGAUUGUGGCUGAUAAAACUCCAUACCUCACUAUGGAAGAAAUUACAAGAACCAUCCAUAUUGGACCAAGUAGACUGGGGCAUCCUUGCUUCUAUCAUCAGAAGGAUAUAAAACUAGAGAAUCUCAUCAUAAAGCAAGGUGAGCAAAUCAUGCUCAACUCAGUCGAAGAGAUCAAUGGAGAAAUAAUGGUGAACUGUGGUGUGCUAAGGAAUCAUCAAAAUCACUCAUUUACUUUGCCUUUGUCACAAGAAGGAGAGUUCUAUGAGUGUGAUGAUGAACAUAUUUAUACCCUAAAGGAAAUUGUCCAAUGGAAGAUCCCCAAGAACAGAACACGAACUGUGAAACUUACAGACUUUUCAAAUAAGUGGGACUUAACAAAUCCAUUCCCUAAAGGCUUUUAUGGUGCUGUGAUUCUCAAGCCUGUUUAUGAAAUUCAAGGUGUGAUGAAAUUUAGAAAGGAUAUAGUCCGUAUCCUCCCCAGUUUAGAUGUUGAAGUCAAAGACAUUACAGACAGUUAUGAUUCCAACUGGUUUCUUCAGCUGUUAUCUACACAAGAUCUUUUUGAAAUGACCAGUAAAGAGUUCCCCGUAGUGGCUGAAGUCAUAGAAGCGCCCCAAGGAAAUCAGCUACCCAGAAACGUUUUACAACCUGGGAAAACCAUUGUGAUCCACAAAAAGUGCCAGGCAUCAAGGAUCUUAGCUUCAGAAAUUAGAAGCAAUUUUCCUAAAAGACACUUCUUGAUCCCCCCUAGCUAUAAAGGCAAAUUCAAGCGGCGACCUCGGGAGUUCCCAACCCCCUAUGACCUUGGGAUAGCAAAGAGUGAAAAGGAACCUCUCCACGUGGUGGCCACCAAAGCCUUUCAUUCCCCCCAUGACGAGCUGUCAUCUGUAUCUGCCGGGGACCAGUUCCUAGUGCAACACUCACAGACGACGGAAGUCCUCUGUGAAGGGAUCAAAAAAGUGGUGAACGUUCUGGCUUGUGACAAAAUCCUCAAAAAAUCCUAUGAGGCAGCACUGCUCCCUUUGUACAUGGAAGGAGGUUUUGUAGAAGUGAUUCAUGAUAAGAAGCAGUACCAGAUUUCUGAGCUCUGUGCACAGUUCCACUUGCCCUUCAAUGUGAAGGUUUCUGUGAGAGAUCUUUUCACUGAAGAAGACAUUUUGGCCGCUACACCAGGACUACGGCUGGAGGAAGCUAUCACAGACUCUUAUCUACUCAUAAGUGACUUUGCCAACCCCAAGGAGUGCUGGGAAAUUCCUGCUGGCCGCGUGAAUAUGACUGUUCAGUUAGUUAAUAAUUUGUCUGGGGACCCAGGAUCAUUUCUAGUCAAGACUCUGGUUGAAGAGAUCCCUGAAGAACAGUAUUAUAUGAUGCGGAGAUAUGAAAACUCUUUCUCGUACCCCCCACCUCGCCCUCCCAAACAUCCCUCCGUGGAGGAAACAAAGUUAAGCCUGGUCAACUUAGCAGAAGAAAAGACAGUGGGUCUGCCCAAGUCUCCCAAGAGUCUCCAUGUAGACAGAUCCAAGAAACUGCACUCAAGUCAAGCUGGCCUGGAUUCCAAAGUACCAGUUGGUUGUCAAAGUGAUUUGGCUGAUCUGGAGAAAGAGAAGAGAAAGACUGGGAAAACUGCAGUAGCAGGCACCAGUGCAACCACAGAGGGUUUCAAAGAAGCCAACCAAAAUGAAAGUGUAGCAAAUAAAAGAAACGUGAGAACACUGACAGUGAAACUCAAAUCAAACGAGAAUGGAGCUGUGGAAGAACAGCUCACUGUGAGAAUGUUGGCAAUGCUGCCGUUUGAGAGAGUUGAAGUAUGCAGCCAGAGGAACUUGAAGGCAUAA
Molecule: messenger RNA, 2094 nt
Organism: Lagenorhynchus albirostris (white-beaked dolphin)
Lineage: Eukaryota; Metazoa; Chordata; Mammalia; Artiodactyla; Delphinidae
Gene: THEMIS
Product: thymocyte selection associated
Exons: 6
Coding region: 1-2094 (697 amino acids)
Biological process (GO): T cell receptor signaling pathway
Source: RefSeq, a predicted model, not a curated record